AUGAGAUUUUCCAACACUUUGAGGGCGAACCAAGUCGACGAGUGGAAGGAAAACUACGUAUCUUACGAAAUUCUCAAGUCCCUGAUGGUGAAAGACAGAAAGGGAUUCAAGACCCAGAUUAACGAGGAGCUCAGGAAGAUAAACGACUUCUUCUUCCUGCUUGAAAAAAAGGCUGUCAUUGAAAAGGAGGAGAUAUUCAUAGAUGCAGGGAUAUCCGCCGAGGCCAGGGUGCCCAAUGACUCCGGAAUAAGAAUCAGAGGCUCCCGAAAGAAGGCUGGGUGCCUCAGCGAUGACUAUGGCCUGGGAAGAGAUGACCAAAAGGACCGGCUUAGAAUCAGCACUGACGGAAAAGAUGAGCUUGAUGAGGAAAGGGACGACGAGGACUCUAAGUCUGCAAGUACUUCUGAAGAAGUGGAGGAUGAGAUUGAGGAAUUGGCCAAAAAAGCCGUGAAAGGCACAAAUGAGAAGGGCUUUGCAGAUAUAUUUAAGAUUUCCAAGCGGCUUGAAAGGAGGAAAAAGGAAAAGAAUAUACAAGAGUUCCUCCAUGCAGUGAUAAACAUUAAAAGGUUUAGGGAGCUGAACUACACAGGGCUGAUGAAGCUUUUGAAGAAAUAUGACAGGAUGUAUCCCCAAGAAAGGUUUUAUGAUUCCUUCUCUAGAAGUGUCAGCGAGUCAUACUUCAAUAAGUCCAGGCGCAUUGACGAUGUAUGUAGGUCCGUGAAGGAGCUUUACACAAAUACCUUUGCAAAAAACGACCCGGCUAAGGCAAAGACGGUAUUCAAGAAGUUGAAAGCCAAGAGAAAAGCAGAUCCUCUUACCUCUUAUAUGUCUGGGAUACUGGGGGGAAUAUCUCUUGGAAUGAUGGGAUUAAUCAAUUUCGGGAAGAAGCAGAUGGAUAAGGAGCUGUUCUUUUCUAUGGCGCUUCUACACUACGGAGCGUUUCUUUUCGGAAUAUCUCUUGCCAUAUUCAAAAGAUUCCACAUAAACUACAAGUUUAUUUUCAACUUCGAUGUCUGUUCAUCACUGAGCUCAGAUAAGUAUCUGCUCUUGACCUCCCUCUCUGUAUUUGCUAAUGUAGUUAGUACAUGGAUCAACAUCUCUUUUGUCCAUCUUAAUCCAUAUUGGCUGCUCUUGCCCCAUCUCCUUGUACUAGUAAUACCGCUCAGGGUGUUGUACUACGAGUCCAGAUUUUACCUCCUCUUGGUCGUGUUCAGGAUAAUCACGCUUCCGAUGUCAUUUGUAAGGUUCAGGCACUUCUACUUUGCGGAUGUUGGCCAAAGCCUUACUCCUUGCUUCAAGAAGAUAUUUUUCUAUGGGGUCAAGCUCAGCUGGAGGUCCGAGGGCUGUAUCAAUUCAUUUUUUGCAAUGGUUAGGUUCUUACAAUGUCUUAGGCGAUAUAAGGACACCCGCCUUAAAUUUCCGCACAUUGCAAAUGCUCUCAAGUACUCUCUUUCCAUCCUAGUGGGGUUCGCAGUGCCUCUGUACUCAAGCAACAAGACAUGGGACCUCUUUAUUUACAAAGGUAUGGUUGUCACUGUCUCAUCCAUUUAUUCCAGUGCUUGGGACGUAUUUAUGGACUGGGGUAUCGUUAGAGACAAGAUGAUGUAUCCCAGAUAUGCCUACACCUGCGGAGUGACAUUCAAUCUGAUAUGCAGAUUUUUCUGGGUAUUACUAUACUGGUUCAAAAUUUCUCCGCUCUGGAUGGCAUUUGUAGAAAUAAGCAGGAGGUUUGUAUGGACUAUUUUCAGAGUGGAGUUCGAGCAUCUUAACAACUGCAGCGAAUUUAAGUCAAAGGGCUCUAUGCAGCUUACGUCUAGAGAGCUCUUUUACAAAAGGGACUACGAAGCGGAUGCCAGACCCAACGACACGGAAACAGAAAACGAUUCGAGUAUUGCAUAG
Encephalitozoon hellem ATCC 50504 is the source of this 1899-nucleotide messenger RNA. RefSeq lists its product as uncharacterized. The transcript has a single exon. The coding region runs from base 1 to 1899 and encodes 632 amino acids. Gene Ontology annotation, cellular component: cytoplasm; Golgi apparatus; plasma membrane. Gene Ontology annotation, biological process: phosphate ion transport; cellular response to phosphate starvation. The record is from RefSeq and is a predicted model, not a curated record. NCBI's taxonomy places the organism in Eukaryota, Fungi, Microsporidia, Unikaryonidae. Gene Ontology annotation, molecular function: inositol hexakisphosphate binding.